Messenger RNA from Microthlaspi erraticum, 939 nucleotides. Lineage: Eukaryota; Viridiplantae; Streptophyta; Magnoliopsida; Brassicales; Brassicaceae. The record is from the annotation of a GenBank genome assembly.
GUUUUCAAGUUGCCUCCGGAUCUAAACAGAACAGCUCUGAUCCCACCUCAAAACUGGAAAAUCGACGGUGUUCUUAAUCCACAGUACAAAUGCGGGCCACCGGUUCGUGUUGAUCCAUCGCAGUUCCCGGAUUCUAGCGGUCUACCGGCUAUAACCUACGCAAUCGCCAGCUGGCAAGUGGUCUGUAACAUAACUAAACCCAAAGCUCAGGCCGCAAGAUGUUGUGUCUCUUUCUCUGCCUUUUACAACAGCUCUGCAAUUCCUUGCAACACUUGUGCUUGCGGAUGCAAUGACAUCGAUACCGACACUUGCAAUGCUGACCGUAACCCGCUCCUCCUCCCUCCUGAUGCUCUCCUCGUCCCAUUCGAAAACCGAACCCUAAAAGCUAAAGCUUGGGCUAAACUAAAGAACAUGCCAAUACCCAAGAAACUUCCUUGUCCGGAUAACUGUGGAGUCAGUAUUAACUGGCACGUGAACACGGAUUACAAAAAUGGUUGGACCGCAAGGUUAACCGUGUUCAAUUGGAGAGGUUUCGCGUUUGAGGAUUGGUUUGUGGCAAUUGAUAUGGGAAAAGCAGGUACAGGGUAUGAAAACGUUUACUCCUUUAAUGGGACACGUGUUCCACCACACAAUAGAACCGUUAUGUUCCAAGGUUUGCCUGGUAUGAACUAUCUUGUGGGUCAAGUUAACGGAACCAAUCCAUUAAGAGACCCUGCUGUGCCUGGAAAGCAACAGUCUGUUAUCUCCUUCACCAAGAAGAACAUCCAUGGACUGAAUAUUCCUGCAGGCGAUGGUUUCCCAACCAAACUAUUCUUCAAUGGAGAAGAAUGCGCGCUACCAGAACAUUUCCCAAAGAAGAGCUCAGGACGUAGACGCGGUAUCAGUGUCUUGAUGUCACUUGUUUUCGCUAUGGCUGUAGCUUUGGCGCUAAUGAUGUGA